AUGGAGUUUAAGGACCAAGGCAAGUGGAAGACACUGCAUGGAAUUAAGUCUGGCACAGUGGAGCUAGUUGAUGACAAACAGACUACUAAACUUUUACAAUCUCUGACUGUUGGUCAAAAUCCUUAUCCAUGCACACUGAUGCUUACUUUUGGCAAUCUUAUACAGUUGAAUGCUAUUAGGAUGAAUGAAGCUGACAUAUACAAGAUUGCUUUCAGGAAUCAUGAUGGACACUAUGAGUUCUUGUUGAGAAAGGUGUUUGAGCUUCUGAAGGCUCAUAGGUUGUUCCUUAAAAGAAGUGUGUGUGAAUUUGGGGCGAAUGAGAUUGAAUAUCUUGGGCAUGUAAUCUCUGCUAAUGGAGUGGAAAUGGAUAAGAACAAGAUCUCCAGUAUUAUUGACCGGCCUAUUCCGAAGUUAGUGAAGGAAUUAAGAGAAUUUUUGGGACUUAAGGAGUACUACAGAAGGUUCAUCAGAAACUAUGGACUAUUGGCGAGACCUUUGACAGAAUUGUUGAGAAAGGAUGCCUUCAACUGGAGUGAAACAACUAUGGAGUGUUUUAGAAGAUUGAAGACAGCAAUGACUAUAGUGCCUGUGUUAGCCCUUCUAGACUUUAUUAAAACUUUUAUGGUGGAAACUGAUGCUUCUGGUUUUGGUGUUGGGGCAGUGUUAACUUAA
Messenger RNA from Durio zibethinus, 672 nucleotides. The record is from RefSeq and is a predicted model, not a curated record. Lineage: Eukaryota; Viridiplantae; Streptophyta; Magnoliopsida; Malvales; Malvaceae.